AUUUCAGUUUGACAUCACUACUUCUCAUUCAAACAGAGGACAGUAUAAAGGGUAUUGGAAAGGCAGCCUCGGAUUGCAGAGGUUGUAACCCUUCAACACAUCAGUAGUACUAGUAGAGAAAGCUACCGGCUGUUUCAUGCACACUGCUUCCUACAGGCAAUUCAGACCCUGACAGAGGACUGCCAGCUGUACCAUCCUGGGAGACAGCGCAGCAGAUUCCGUUUGCCAGUACUUGAAGUAGUAAUUGCUGAUUGCAGAGAUGCAGAGAUCCACGCAAUGAACCUGCAAGUUAUGGAGAUUGGCUGUGCAGUCCAGGACAGCUCGUGAAAAUGUUUCAAUAUGCCACAAGGAUCUGUUUGGAACUGUUUCUCCUGUUAUAUCUCCCUUACCUCCAGCUAAUACCCAGUUUAGCAUUACCCAGUGCCCCUGACUACCUGCAGCGAGGCUGGCAGAGAUUGUUAGAGGAAGGAGAGAGCUGUAUGGACUGUAGGCCAGAAGAGUGCCCUCCACCUCGUGGAUGCCUUGCUGGAGUCGUGCGGGACACCUGCGAUUGCUGCAUGGAAUGUGCCAAUUUGGAAGGGCAGAUAUGUGAUUUGGACAACACCAACCACUUCUAUGGGAAAUGUGGUGAUAACCUGGAGUGUCAGUUGGACAUGGGGGACCUAAGACAUGGAGAGGUGCCAGAACCUCAAUGUGUCUGCUUAUUUAACAAAGCUGUGUGCGGAUCUGAUGGCAAGACCUAUCCACAGCUGUGCAAAUUUCAGGAGGUGUCCAAUGCACAGCCCAAGAGAAAUCUUACAAUUGCCCAUGAGGGGCCGUGUGAAUCAGCACCUCAGAUCCUCACCGCACCCUAUGAUAUCUGGAAUGUUACGGGAAAGGAUGCUAUAUUUGGCUGUGAAGUUUUCGCUUAUCCCAUGGCAUCCAUUGAAUGGCGGAAGGAAGGGUCAGAGAUGCUGCUACCGGGCGAUGACCCACAUAUUUCAGUCCAGUUUAGGGGAGGUCCACAGAAGUAUGAAGUGACGGGAUGGCUCCAGAUACAAUUAGUCCGUGUUACAGAUGAAGGAACAUACCGAUGCUACGCCAAGAACAAAAUUGGUGAAGUGAUGGCAGGAGCCACACUCACCGUGCUCACACCAGAUCAACUCAACAUGACUGGGCUGUCUCUGCCAAAAUUCCGUAACCAGUUACAAGAGGAAGAUACAGACAGCGAGGAUUCUGAUUAUUACUGAAAUUCCAUGGUAUGGUGGAUGCUGUAAUCUGCUCUGGAUCCUUCUCAUAAUUUCCAUCUUACAUGAGCAGAAGAUUUCAAAGAAAGUAAAUGCUGCGACAAGGGACAAAUUUAAAGCACUUUAUAUUUUUGGACCCGCUCUUGUAAGCUUUGUAAAAUAUCCUUUGAAGGACUUUUGAAGAAGUUACUUGUUUUCAGUAUAUCAGUAUUAAAAUGAAUAUUUGUUUUGGCAGACUGGAACUAACAAAUAUUGGUCGGGAUUUAAUGUGCCUGAGUUCAGCCGGCAUCCCGUACAUUGGCUGGAUUCAUCGGGAUGUAGUGCUAUUGUACAUACAGUUUGUAAAAAUGAUUAUUGUAGUCCCUUCGGUAUACAAAUUGUGUAAAUGAUUAGUUACAAACUGCAUUGGCCAAGCCAAAAUGUUUUGCUCAGUUUGUACUUUUGGAAAGAGGUUUGGAAACAGAUCUGGCGUUUAGUGUGAUUGGCUUGUGUAAUCCCAUCAUUUUUUAGGAACCCCCCCCCCCCCCCCCAGCUUUUAAAUAGCAAGUAAGGCUACUAUUUAGCAUUGAUAUAUAUGGUACUGAGCUGUUUAAUAUACAUGCAAUAACUUAUGCAUAUGCCCACAAUGCUCUCUUUCUCAGGUUGCCACGUUAGCUAGGGAGUGCUUCCUUAAUACAACAAACACAUAGUGACAGACAGGUUGGCAGAGAUGCAUGACGCGGGCUGGUUAUUUAAUACACGGGGCCUACAUCAGGGGACUACAUUUCCAGCUUUCUGACCUGUACCAGAUGCAGUGCUGUAGCAGAAUGCCCCUACUCCCUGGGCAGGCACCUGUGGUCUCUUGCGCUAUCCUAUCCCCUGCUAACAUGACCUCACACAAGUGCUGCUCCCCCUCUCCUGGGUUCCGUUGGGGUGGAGACCUUGCUGCCUGCUUACCCUCGUGCGUCCCUGGGUACAGCAUAUAUCAGAUCUUUUUUUCACACUGUCCCAAAGAUGUAGGAUGAGUUUCAAAUAUCUAACGGAGUGACCACCUGGAAGAAUUGGCAAGUCUCCCAGAGCCGGACGACACCUGCCUGCAGCCGCCCACUUACCGAGCAAAAGUCUGCGUAUGGGUGGCCAAUGAUUGUGUCAUUGUGGCACCACCCCCUGUUUCACAAUGCCAGUAAUAAUAGCAUUGUGCAGGAGGGCAGGGCUAGCAUGACGUAUUCAUGUCAUCACGCCCACCAGCAUGCAAACUUUCCCAUAACACAUUCCCACUGAGCCAACCCCCACUGAGCCAACCCCCACUGAGCCAGCCUGACUGUUCCCUCCCUGAGGGGUCAGCCUGGAAGUUGGCAAGCAUGCUUAACACAGAGCAGUGGGUUUUUUUUACCAUUAUGGUUCAUAUCUAAACAUUUCAAUUUUGAAGAUUAGUCAUCCUUUAAUAAAGUUGCAAACCCCUGUAAAAAUGGAGUGUAUUUCUUUAACAUACACUGGUUACCUGUAGGUAGAAAGAUUUUGUUAUUUUUUAUUAUUGCGGUUCAAGCUGCAAUUAAUGAUUACAGCUUGCUUAACGAGAGACAGAGAGGUUUCAGAACACCCAGUUUCUUAGCAGACACGUCCCACCAUGCAACAUCGGUCAUCAUAUGAUGAAUUAGAAGGUUUGUGACUGACUGGUUCUCACAGCUCAAGGUUUACUCUCCAAUGUUACAGCAGAAACCCCAUUCUUCCCUGUGUGAGAGUUUUUUUUAAUGUGGAAAACAUAUAACGGCAAACAAAAUGAUUUUGCACAGGAAACACCUGGGUUAUAAAAGAAGAAAAAAAAAAUCAACUUAAUGUUAAAAAAAUUGCAGUAAAUAAAAAGUAUGCGGGUCAGCUGGUUUAAAGUGCAGCUAAAAUAUUGCUUAGGCAUCUUGCAUCGUUUUCUUUCUAAGGUUCAUAUAGCAUUGUAUGACAUUACAAAACCCUUGUGUGUAGAGACAACUGUUGUCCGGAUUAUCUGACAUUCUAGGUUUUAAUUUUUGAUACAAAACAAAUUGUAAAUUGCAUUUUAGGUGUGGCACAUCUUUAAGGGGCCUAUUCAUUUAAAGGGCCUAUUCAUUAUACUUUAUCGGCCUUCUGCAUGAUUUUAGUAAUUGGUCCAUUCAUUAUUAGGGGCCCGACGGUGUGCCUAGAAUCAUCAAUGUUGUUGGUUCCCAAAGCCCUGCUGCUUCCUAUGGCAAGGAGGUCUGGGGUUGCGAAGAGGGUCCUGAGUACUGCAGCUGUACGCAUGCAUUAACUCAGGUUAUAUAAGAGCAGUUAGCCGAACCUGUAGUGGUUAGUAUCACUGCUACUGUGGUAGCAGUGCUAUGGAUUGUGCUCCUAAGACCAGCUGUGCAUGCGCUGGAGCAAAACUGAUUUGCUCCUGUAUUUAAGUAUCCACGGCCACAACUCAUGAGCGUUUGAUAAUUAUUUGGAGGGCCCCCCGAGCCCCCCAUGUUAUACUUAACUACUCUCUCAGAUUCUGCAGGAGGCACCCGGUUUCUCAGAUAGUCCCCUGAAGCCCCGGAAGAGUGGUCACCUCUCCCACGUUCUGCCCACUUCCUAGUGAAGUGGGCAAAAUGGGGAGAUAAAUAUGGCGAAAUUGCAGACCUGGCGGAGGGGUCGGAGUCUAAUGACGUGAAUAUAUGCUAAUUGCAUAGUAUUAGCUCUGCCCUUAUGCAAAAUCCCACAGAGAAGGAAAAAGCUAUUCAACAAAAUAGCCUUUCUCUGACGUCCUAGUGGAUGCUGGGAACUCCGUAAGGACCAUGGGGAUA
Molecule: messenger RNA, 4000 nt
Organism: Pseudophryne corroboree (corroboree frog)
Lineage: Eukaryota; Metazoa; Chordata; Amphibia; Anura; Myobatrachidae
Gene: KAZALD1
Product: Kazal type serine peptidase inhibitor domain 1
Exons: 5
Coding region: 330-1229 (299 amino acids)
Biological process (GO): regulation of cell growth; regulation of signal transduction
Cellular component (GO): interstitial matrix; extracellular region
Molecular function (GO): insulin-like growth factor binding
Source: RefSeq, a predicted model, not a curated record